Messenger RNA from Chelmon rostratus (copperband butterflyfish), 2664 nucleotides. RefSeq names its product ecdysoneless homolog (Drosophila) (gene ecd). The transcript is spliced from 14 exons. Gene Ontology annotation, cellular component: nucleus. Lineage: Eukaryota; Metazoa; Chordata; Actinopteri; Chaetodontiformes; Chaetodontidae. The coding region runs from base 169 to 2175 and encodes 668 amino acids. The record is from RefSeq and is a predicted model, not a curated record.
CCUAAACAGUGACAGCCAGGCGUGAUAGAAACGUACGAAAUGAGAUGAGAAAACUUUAAUUUUUUUCUCGCAUUUAAUUUUCCCGGACUACGUUGACGUAACGUCCCACAUUUAAAACAAGACCAGCCUGCUGUCUUUUAUUAGGUCCUUUAAAAAAACACUACUAAAAUGGACGUCCUGCAGAGGAGGGUGUUUCUGGAGGACAUGGUUCAGUACAAGCUCUUCUUGAUCCAGGCUGAUGGUUCAAAUUCACAGCAGACUAAGGAUCAUCUCACACAUUUAGUCGAGGAGAUUUUGGCAAAGGUUGCCCCACUCCUGAUACAAUACGUCUGGCAGCAUCAGUCAUUCAACCUCAAGUAUUUUCCUGAGAAAGGAGGUGUCCCUGCUCACAUUGGCGGUAGCACUCAGUUUGGGGACAAUGUGGAGGAUGAGUGGUUUAUUGUUUACCUCCUGCAGCAAAUCACAGAGGCCUUCCCUGAGCUUGCAGCCAGCGUUGAGGACAAUGAUGGGGAGUUUCUCCUGAUUGAAGCAGCAGAUUAUCUUCCCAAAUGGCUGAAUCCAGACUCCAGUGAAAACAGGAUCUUCCUCUAUAGGGGAGAGCUACAUAUUCUGCCCUGUCCCUCCAAAUCCAGUCCAGUGGGGAUCUCAAAAGAUGUGGUACCAAGUGUGGCACAAGCUCUAGCACUGCUCUCCACCCACCCAGAGGCCUGUCAGGCAAGCCCCAAGAUUUGUUCAGCCCUGAGGAAGCGACUAGAGGGGUUCCCAGAGAAGAUUAAAUCUGGCCUCCAUCGUGCCCACUGCUUCAUACCAGCAGGUAUUGCCAUGAUCUUAGCACAACGACCAGACCUCGUCGCCCCUGCAGUGUCAGCCUUCUACCUGCGAGAUCCAGUAGAUCUGCAGGCGUGUCGGAGCUUCAAGAUCUUUCCUCCUGACACGCAAGUCCUCACCUUGGUCACAUUCACGCGUUGCCUGUAUGCCCAGCUGCAGCAGCAACAGUUCACCCCAGACCGGAGGAGCGGCUUCACCCUGCCUGCUCGCUCUCAUCCCCAGUACAAAGCACAUGAGCUUGGCAUGAAACUGGCCCAUGGCUUUGAGAUCCUGUGCUCUAAGAGCAGGCCGCCGUCGUCAGAGCCUGACGCUCCCGUCAGUUGCAACCCUCAGUGGAAAGGCUUCAUGGACAGUCUGAAAAGGAAUGGCUACUUCCGGGGAGAACUGGAAGGUUCGGCUCGUUACAGAGAACUGACACGGUCUGCAGAAAACUUCUUCAAACAGUCUGUCGCCUCAAAAUCAAGUGCCUCGUCUCCAGGUGAGGAGGUUCUCCAGCUGCUGCACAGCUGCAGUCCAUUCAACUUGGAGGAGCUGAAGAAACAAGAGUCACAGCUCCCCCAAGAGGACAGUGACAGCUGGCUGGAUAUCACAGCUCAGGAUUUGGAGCGUAUGUUGCAGGAGAGGAGUGGGGGGAGAGCUGAUGUUGGCAGCCAAAACUCCAGUUCCACCAAACAGACACAGCAUGUCGAGGGCACAGAGGAGAGGAGGAAGGAGACUAAGGGCAGCAAGGAGGAAGAGGAGGGCGGUUACAGCCUGGUGGCAGUCAGUCAGGGGAUGAAGAACUUCCUCAACGCCAUGUCGUCGCAUGAGGGCGCUGAACUGCCCUGGAGCAGUUCAACUCAGUCUUUCAGUUUUGACCCUGACUCCGUGGCCAAUGCACUGGACAAGCUGCUAGGAAGCAAAGAAGAAGAAGAGCUAGAUUCAGAUGAUUUAGAUGAUGAUGAUGAUGAUUAUGAAGAACAGGAAGAUGAGGAGGAAGAGAAAGAGGAGGGGUCUUCUGGUCGUGCAGAGAUGAACGGGCCAGAAACUUUGGAUGGGCUCAAACGAUACAUGGAUCAAAUGGAUCAGGAGCUGAUGAGCACUAAUAUAGGACAAAGCUUCAAUCUAACGACUUACAACAAGACAGAUGUGGACACCGGCUCCCCUCAUCCCUCUUCCAACGACAACCUCCCAACACAUGGAGGGCUGGAAGAGACGGAGGAGGAGAUCCAGCCUCUUGACGUCGACCUCAAUCUGGUCACAAACCUGCUGGAGUCCCUCAGCUGCCAAGCGGGACUGGCCGGGCCGGCCUCUAACCUGCUGCAGAGCCUGGGUAUACACCUACCACCCAACUCUGAUCCCUCAUAAAAGACAUGAAGUACACUCAGUUUAUGACUUUUGGCAGGUUCAAACACAGCAGGGACCAGCACUGAUUGUCGAGGAGGCUUCCCUUAAAGAAAAUAGCAGAAAGCCAUCGCAGAGUGCUGCAGGAAAGCAAGUCAGAAGCCAUAUUCAUUAAUCGUAGAAGCCAGGUCUGACCGUCUGGUCUCGUGAUCCAAUAUUUAGUUAACAAGUAAUCUGGAGAAAGCACAUUUGAGCUUUAAAGCAGGACAUAACCGAAGAUGUGGUCUCUCUCAUUGAAGUCAAAACGCGUUUGUUUGAAAUCACAACGGAAGACUCAACAGGAAGUUAUGACUCAGCAUCUUGAUCGGGUUUACAGAGGAUUUUUAAUACACACUGCCUGGUGUACCGUUGGAAUGUGUUUCCUGUUGUUGGUUUUUCACAGCACUUAACAUUUAGAAUAAAUAUUUUUGGAAAGAAAGCUUUCUUUCAGUGUCAGUUUAUUAUAUAUACACA